Molecule: messenger RNA, 4865 nt
Organism: Acipenser ruthenus (sterlet)
Lineage: Eukaryota; Metazoa; Chordata; Actinopteri; Acipenseriformes; Acipenseridae
Product: fatty acyl-CoA reductase 1
Exons: 12
Coding region: 280-1836 (518 amino acids)
Biological process (GO): long-chain fatty-acyl-CoA metabolic process
Cellular component (GO): peroxisome
Molecular function (GO): alcohol-forming very long-chain fatty acyl-CoA reductase (NADP+) activity
Source: RefSeq, a predicted model, not a curated record
GUGUCCAUGCCACCUAGGAAACCCCUCCUGUUUGUGCUGAAUGUAUGUGACUCACAUGUGCUUUCUUAUCGGGCGGGCCUGCUUGAUCUACGAAGUGUGCUCGAUUAGUUAAUCCUGUUUUAGUUCCUCAUUGGCGCUGCCGAGUGGUCUGAUCAACAUUGGGCGGAGAGGAUUGUAGAACUGCACAGCAGCACGGGUUUACUGAGUAAGAAAAAAGGAAAACAAAACGAAAAGAGCGCGACUGAUUCAGACUAAACAUAUUAUAAUACACAAGAUAGAAUGGCUUCCAUCCCUAAAUACUAUGAGGGGAAGAAUGUCCUCAUCACGGGCGGCACAGGUUUCAUGGGCAAAGUGCUGCUGGAGAAACUACUCCGAUCCUGCCCCAAAGUCAAGGCAGUGUAUGUGCUGGUUAGACAAAAAGCAGGACAGGCCCCCGAGGCACGCAUAGAGGAAAUGGUGAUCUGUAAGCUGUUUGACAGAUUGAGAGAGGAGCAGCCUGACUUUAAAGAGAAGAUCAUAGCUGUAAGCAGUGAUCUGACGCAGCUCGAACUUGACCUGAGCAAAGAAGACCAAGAGAAGCUUGCUGACUGCAUUCAGAUAGUCUUCCACUGUGCAGCCACUGUCCGAUUCAAUGAAUCACUGAAGGAUGCAGUGCAGCUGAAUGUCCUGGCUACACAGAAACUCCUGGCCCUGGCUCACAGAAUGAAACAUCUUGAGAUUUUCCUUCAUGUUUCAACCGCUUACGCAAACUGCAACCGCAAGCUUAUUGAAGAAGUUGUUUACCCUCCUCCUGUGGAUCACAAGAAACUGAUUGACGCUUUGGAGUGGAUGGAUGAUAAAUUGAUAAACGAAAUCACACCAAAGCUAAUUGGUGAAAGGCCCAACACCUACACAUAUACGAAAGCUCUGGCAGAGCAUGUUGUGCAGCAGGAAUGUGGGAACCUCAACGUGGUAAUCAUCAGACCUUCUAUUGUCGGAGCUAGCUGGAAAGAGCCAUUUCCUGGCUGGAUUGAUAAUUUUAAUGGGCCCAGUGGAAUCUUUAUUGCUGCUGGAAAGGGAAUCCUGCGCACCAUGAGGGCUUCCAAUAAUGCAGUUGCAGAUCUUGUUCCUGUAGAUGUAGUUGUCAACCAUACACUGGCUGCGGCUUGGUAUUCGGGAGUUCACAGGUACACUAGGCCAAGAAAUGUGUUGGUGUACAACUGCACAACAGGCGGAGUUAACCCUUUUCACUGGGGUGAAGUUGAAAAUUGUAUAAAUGUGUCCUUCAAGAUGAACCCCUUAGAACAGGCAAUCAGGCGCCCCAAUAUUACACUCCGUUCCAACUCUUUUACGAUUCAGUACUGGACAACAGUCUGUCAUACAGUGCCAGCUCUGCUGUAUGAUGGGUGUCUCAGAUUGACGGGUCAGAAACCCCGAAUGAUGAAAACAAUCACUCGACUCCACAAAGCCCUGAUGCUGCUGGAGUAUUUCACCAGCCACUCCUGGGUUUGGAGCACAGAUAACACAACCAUGCUGAUGAGCCAGUUAAGCCCAGAGGACAAGAAGGUGUUUAAUUUUGAUGUUAGACAGUUGCACUGGGCUGAGUACAUGGAGAACUACUGCAUGGGAACCAAGAAGUAUGUGCUAAAUGAGGAACUAUCUGGGCUGCCAGCUGCAAGGAAACAUCUGAACAAAUUGAGAAACAUCCGCUAUGCUUUCAAUACUAUAUUGGUGGUCAUGAUUUGGCGUGUCUUCAUUGCACGGUCACAGAUGGCAAGAAACAUCUGGUAUUUCGUGGUCAGUCUGUGCUACAAGUUCUUGUCCUACUUCAGAGCAUCCAGCACCAUGAGGUACUAAGAAGAGUCAAGGGGUACGAGACCCCAGACAGCUAUGCAUUUGAUGGAAUGCUUUACCAACCCUGGACAGCGUUGUCAGUAUUUUGCUCUUCAUACUGACAUGUCAAAUUAGUUCUGUUCACUGCGUGUUCUAUAUUUGUAUGUAGCUUAUUCAACUCACCUUUCAACAUAUAUAUAUAUAUAUAUAAAUAAAAAAUAGAACUACAAGGCAUUAAGCAACUUUUAAUGUUAAAUGAGUAAACUUGCUUACCUAAUUGCACCUAAAGGUGCAGUAAACUAUGCUGAUUUAUGAAGGCAUGUAAUGAAACACAGGGCUGCUGUUUUUCAGGGUGGUGGUGGUUGCUCUACCCCGCUUUUUUUUUUGCAUGGGGCAAGAGUUGCUGGUAGCAAUAAUAUUAAGAGUUACAAUGUAUUGUGUGCCUGUGUAAGCACAAGACAGCUUGGAUCAGAAACGCCACUUAUAUUAGCAUGUGGUAUUGUAGUUUCCUGUCACUUUAACUUUUUAUUGUCUAUCAUUUCCCACAUUUCAUUUCAGUGCCUUUCAUUACAUAUUGUGUUUUCAUUCUUUUUUCAUUUUUCCGCAUUCCUGUACUACAAUGCUAGUUCAAGCUUUUUCUCAAAGUUUGACCAGCAGGCCAAAGGGUUUUGUGCUAGAAGAAAAUUAUAUAAUGUAUAUUUCUACCUACUACGGUGUCCAGUCUUGUUUGAAUGUCGUGCAGCCUUUAGAUUGCUUUAGGUGCUCCCUGUAAUCAAACAUUGACACUAAACAGUAGGCGUGAUAAGAUCAGAUUUCAUUUCCUGUUUUUCACACCACCGUUCUAGAUCCAGUAACCCCAUCACCCAAAUUGUGUAUAAUCCAGGAUGCGGUUUUCUGUAUUUUAUGUUAAACCUCACCAAACCUAUCUCAGACUGUGGACUUAGGAAGGCCUGUCCGUUCAAUUGAUGCAUUAACAAACUUGUUGGAAAGUGUCAGUAUUUGUUUGAGAGAAAAAGAAGCAAAUGUUAUAAUAGUGUUCCCUAUUUGAAUAAAGUAAUUUCAUUUUCUGGUUGCCCUGGUAAUAUUAUAAUAUUACAGGAUCUGUUUUCAAAUCUAAUUAUUCUAAUCUGUAAUUUUACAAGGAGGAAAAUGUUACUAAAUGAUAACAUGUUUAAUACUUAGUUGUGUGGUUAUAUUUGGGAGCAAAGUGCUAUGAGAAUGGAGUCUAAAUGUGUAAAACCAUACCUAAUAUUUAGAUAUUAUCUUUACUUGUCUAAUUCUUUCUGUGAUACAAUGCUGUCCUAAGAGGACCUAGCUCUGAAGUUGUUUGUCUUUCUGACGUUUGUGAGAAUGUUAAACUUUGUCAUAUUCUGAAUUUCAAUAUUGGGCUUGUGUCCAUCAUUUUAACCUGUACUUAUGAUAUAUAGCAAAAGGAAAUUCUUCCUUUUUUAAUCAGUUGUAGAAACAUAUGUUGGAAUGUAUAGUUUGGUCAUCUUUGGAGAGAAAGACAUUUGACAGGUGUUAGGAAUUUGAAUUGUGCCUGAAUUUUCAGACGAUGUGUUGAAACAAUAUGUGAAAAGAGAAAUCUGAGGACUGUGUUUUCUAAUCUGUUUCUGUAAAACACUAUUUAGGUAGUCAAUUUAUAAAAAAUAAAAUAAGAUUAGAAGGUUUGUUUGAAAGCAACGGUUAGAAUAAACCAUUUUAUUUUUGUGCUUAGAAAAUAUAAUGCAAUGUAUUUAUUUACUAAAAAAAAAACAACAAAAAAAAACAGCCACAGUUUAAAAUGUGGAUAAUGUCAGUCCCCAUUUUAAGGCAAGCUAAAUUGUCAAGAGGUUUCAGAUAUACUGAGAUCUAAAUCUGACUGAUUUAAUUUAAGUAUAUGCUAACGUGAUGUCAUUUAGAUGCAAGGGGGAAAAAAAGUUUAUCCAGUUUAUUUCUUUCACAAAGCUUUCAUUAGCCAUUUAAAGCUGCAAGGGUGAUGUGUGACCUUCACUAUAUCUGACACAUUGCAUGUCUGUAAUUGUAUAACCUGUUUCACCACCUUGAACUAAAUGGAGUGUUUCAGAAUACGUUAAACAAUUAGAUAUACUGGUUUUUGUGUCCAAUGGAAGUUAAGAUACCUGAAUGCAUGAAGAUACCUUGAAAUAUAGCUGAGCUAUUUCUGAAUAACAAUAUGGCUUUUAUGAACUUACAUUGUACCUAAUAUACAAACCAGUGCAUAGGUUGAGGACCACAACUGGUAAAGAAUGUGAGAGACCUUUGUAAGCACAUUUACUUUAGUCUUGAGCUUGUAUUUUCUUUUCGUCUAGUUUCCUAAUUGUUCAAAAGCUAAUUUCGAGGACCUUUAACCCCCUUCAGAUAUUUAAAUAUAUUAACUUGCUUCUACUGCAGACAAAUAAAUGCACUUGCAUUGGUUGAACUUGCAUGUUUUUCAGUGGACAAUUAGAGGCAAAUUAAUUGUGUUAUUCAAGCAAUCCCAAGUUGUAACACUGAAAUGUAGACACACCAAUCAAUUUGGUAACUCAACCUGUGGAAUACAGUAAUAUGGUUGUGUUCAAAGCAGAGGGCAUUACACUUGUAUUGUAUUUAACUGCAGACUAUACGAUAUUUUUCUUCUGUGGUGCUUUUUUCUUUUUUUUGUCAUCCUGUUCACUGUUAAAUCUUCUAUUUUUGUUCUUGUUCCAGUAACAUGGCUCGCCUGCUUGAUUUCUGUAGUGCCCAGGAAUUCUAAUUGAUGUACUGUAUCUCUUCUGUACUAUUUGUCAUGUUACACCUAACUACACUUUUAACUGUAAUUUGUCAUCUUUGGGAAAUUAACUCUUUAAGGACCAAGUGUUUUUGAAGAGACUUCACCCCUAAAAUGUAUAUCUUAUUGUCUCAACGCGAUUACAAUCCCCAAAAAUACUCUUCCUGUGUAUGUAUACAAGAUAGCUGUCCUUAGAGUACAGGAGAAAAAAAAUAAAUAAACUUUGCAAGUCUUGUCAAUGGAAACUUUAUGGGUGCCUUUGUUUGUAAACCAAAAAAAAUAUAUAAUAAAAUGUCUAUAUUACUGA